AUGUUGAAAUCACAAGCAACUUGUGUUUGUUCUCAAUCAUCUUCAUCUCGUCAUCGAACACUAUCAGAGUGUUCAAGACGUAAAAAAUCAUGUAAACGACCUCGUCGAACUUCAAUUCCCCCUCCACUUCAACCAACAUCUACUAAAUCUCCAUGUGCUGAUGGUCUCUAUAAACCACCUGCUAAACUUCGUCUUGUACAAGUAUGA
Messenger RNA from Rotaria sp. Silwood2, 207 nucleotides. The record is from the annotation of a GenBank genome assembly. Lineage: Eukaryota; Metazoa; Rotifera; Eurotatoria; Philodinida; Philodinidae.